CGGGUAGCCAUCAUAGAACGCAAGAUAAUUGACAGAUGCCUGAAUCUCGCUUACGACAUUUUCAAGAUAAAGCGCAUAUAUACAAGUUCCGAACAACAACGUUCGGACCGUCGGUUUACCGAGCAAUAUCACCCGCUCGGUGGAAGAUCUUCCCUUUGUCGUCUAAUCCCCCCCAAAAUACGAUAGAGUAGAAAUCGUAAGGAUCGUUAUUUCAGCCGUUUGGUUAGAGAACCUAGUGCUUAGAAUUCAGUACUGUUUCACAUUGAACACAUUUGAACAGUAAUUAAUAUUAAAAGUAAGUACAGAGCAUACAGCAUUUAAAACUACGAAUUCACUUGGGUUUUAUUUAGUUCUCGUUAAAAGCCAAGGACUGUGAUCGAUGAGUAAUCUGAAUUGUUAUUAUUUCAUUAAACCUAUGCCAAUCCUAUAUACGAUAUCCAUCUUGCCAUAUACGUAUUGUGACGAGCAUUAAGUAACAUAAUAUAAUACGACUAGACCACCCAGACCAAUAGCAAUUAGUUAUUUUUAGGUUUAAGUUAUACGGCGUAAUAAAUACAAACCAAGCUAUUUUUUUAAAAUUAAUUCCGAAAAGUUUUUACAACGUUUUGCUGUAUUAACAUGGCAUUAAUUGAUGUCAUAAUUAGACUGGCAGUAUACGAAUUAUUUAAUGAGUAAACAUGUAACUUACGUGGUAUGAUUGUGCAUCUCUGUCGCUCGUGAAGCUGAGUGAGAUAGUGGAGACUACGGAGGUCUCUCUUGUACAAUCAUGACGCAAUAAUGCUUACGCGCAUAGCCGACGAGUGCAUUCACUCUUAAGCGUGUCUCUCGCUUACAACGCACAACAACUUAGAUACAUAUAAUUUGUAAAACUUAGAAAUAUUUAAGGGUGUGUGAUAUUAUUAAAACAAGAUACGAGUGUUGUGUUCUACAAUAUAACUCAAGACUUAAACCUCUGUUCGAAGGUUAAUUUCAUCACUGACAAUGGACGCGACGAGUAAGUAAAAUACGUUUAGUAGUAGGCAUAGAAGUAGUACGUAUACUAAAUGUUGAAUCUUUUUAAAUCAUUGUAAGAAAUACGUACCUACCGCUUUAGCUCAUAAUGUUUUGUCUUUGUGAAAUCUUAAGCUUUCUAAUAGCAUUACUUUGUUUGUUAUUGGUUGUUCUGUCUCUUUUAUUUCUACAUCACCUUGCGAAUAAUUAACCAUAAACACAAUCUAAUGAUUUAAGUUCACCUAUCUGAUUAUAAUAUAAUAUCGUUCUCCUCAUUAUUUUUCUUCGCAACGAUGUUGAAGGCUGUUUAAUAAAGAAUUUCAUUAAAAUAUUUUGUCGUCCGAAGCAAGGUUCAGAUUCAAGUUGAUCUACCCGCUAAAAUUUGAAAUAACAUUGAAAGUAGUUGAAAUGUACUUGAAAUCAUGUUUGUUGAUUGCUCUUAGUUGUACAGAAAAGUGGAUUAACAAAAAUUAUCGCCUCUGGCCCUUCUCUCCGUAGUUAAACGUUUUACCAAUUUUUAUGUCUAAUUUGAAAUGUUUUAAAUAAAUUUUUUCGUCGGGAGCGGCCAGUUAGUUUUUGUGUGAUAUUCAAAAGAAAUAAUAAACGAAUAUCCAAGCCCAUAAACAAAUAACAAAUGAUUUAUUUGUACGAUUGUUGCACAUAUUUCUUUAUUAUCUUCUCAAAUCUUCUGCAUUAUAAUAAAAAAAUAUCUGUCCCUUUUUUACGCCUUGCUCAUUCAAUCGUCUUUGCCAUCCUUUCUCUGUCAAGUGUCAUUUCUGCUCUGUUUGUCAUUCUCUUUUCCCUUUCUUACCGUUUUCUCUCAGUCACAUCGUAGCGCUCUGUUCAUACUCUUUUAUACGUUCCAUUCUUACAAAUCCUACAUAAAAAUAUGUUUCGUAAAAGAGGACGAUUCUAAUUGAACAAAAUGUCUACCCUAAAUUAUUCACUAAAUGUCGUAAAUAAGUGCAUAUUAUAUGGAUUAUUAAAAAAAUAUGCACAUUAAUAUUACAACCAUGACAUAAUUCAAGAGAGUAUUGAUCAAAUGACCAUAAAGUAUUCGCAUGCUCGUAGUAGGCACCAUGAACGGCGAGGAAGACGCCAUCGUCAACGCAGACAUAACCAACAGCCUCACAGCAAUGUACCAGAGCAACCCUCAAACUGUGUACCGUUCCACGAACGCGAAUUCGUGGAAAAUAAAAUGGGAUUACCGCCACCAUAUGAACAAUCGGUACCGAAUCCAGCUCCGCCUCCUUCGUACUUUGGCAAUAAUCCACCACCGCCUGCCGGUUUCGUUGCUCCCGAAGCACCUCCGCGUACUACAGUGAUAACAUCACCCCAAGCACCGGCAGGACCACCAGGAAAGCUAGGCCCAGGGCCAACGGGCACUACGUGUCAAACGUGCAACAAAACAGUAGUCACCAGAGUGGACUAUGUUCCAAAUAACAGAACACACAUUAUAUCGGCAGCUCUCUGUAUUUUAGCUGGAUGCUGUUGCGGGUGUUUCGUUCCGUAUUGCAUGAGAUCGUGUAAAACAGCCAAUCAUUACUGUCCUCAAUGUAAAGCAUUCGUCGGUGCUUUCACCCCAUCUUAGAUUUAUUUGGCAAAAAAUAUUCCUAGAUCAUUAUUCCGUAACACUUGUAAGCUAGUUAAAUAUUUUCAUAUUGUCCUCGAAAUACAAGUUAAUUUUUGUAGGAUUUUGAUCUCGUUGAUUUGAAAAUAAAAGAUUUAAAGGUACGUUGUUAAAAACAAACAAGCUACUAAAGUUUGGCGGAUGUUUUUCUUCAUUUCCAAUAUCAUCGUAAAUAAGUUGGGUGCAAAUUAACUUUAUGCAAAUGUAAUUUAGAAAUAUGUAUUUUAAUUUUCGCACGUACACGUAUAGCAAGGCGUGCUGUGAACUACGACAAUAACCUAAGAGCAGGUGGCUUUUGAGUGAUCUAUACUGGCAAAAGUAUCAAAUUCCGUGACCGAAUUUUUUUCUUUCAAACUUAAAACAAAUAAUAAUUUUCGGGAACACGUCAAGGAACGAAUAUUAUAUGAAAUGAAUGAAAUGAUAUGAAUAUUACAACACUACUAUUUAACAGUGAGGUCCUCAUAUAGCCAAUUAAAUUUUAUUCUAUUAUUUAAUGCGUGGUUACGAAUUAUCAUUAUUGUAGCGGUCGAAUUUUAUUUUAUUUAAAAGUAAGUAAAUUAUACCUUAGCCUUUAAUGGUUGGUUGGUUGGUUCAACGAAGAGGGAAUUAAUUGAAAUAAGAAUAAAAUUAAUGUAACAUUAUAAUAAUCCAUUAGUUAAGCGUUUGUUUAUUAUCUGUGAUACUAUUUCUCAGACAAUGUAAUUUUGUAACGGUCAUUUUAAAUAGAAUUUUUAGAUUUAUACAGAAUAAAUACAUUUGUUUAAAA
Molecule: messenger RNA, 3386 nt
Organism: Bombyx mori (domestic silkworm)
Lineage: Eukaryota; Metazoa; Arthropoda; Insecta; Lepidoptera; Bombycidae
Product: lipopolysaccharide-induced tumor necrosis factor-alpha factor homolog
Exons: 4
Coding region: 2033-2581 (182 amino acids)
Molecular function (GO): zinc ion binding
Source: RefSeq, a predicted model, not a curated record